Messenger RNA from Naegleria lovaniensis, 2277 nucleotides. RefSeq lists its product as uncharacterized. The transcript has a single exon. The record is from RefSeq and is a predicted model, not a curated record. Lineage: Eukaryota; Heterolobosea; Eutetramitea; Acrasida; Naegleriidae. Bases 1 to 2277 code for a protein of 758 amino acids.
AUGAACACCAAAAAACGUUCGUCCAAAACAUCAUCAACAACAGGUACUUGUCUUGAUGAUAAUUCGUCCUUGGUUCUCCCCACGGGCCAUGUUUCAUCAUUCAUUGGAAACCACGCCGCACUACAGCCAUCAUCGGAAGCUAACCAUCAAUUCAAGGAAACCAACAUCAACGCACAGCAACUUGGUAGUAACGCGAUGAAUCAUCAUUCAACAACGGCUCUCGCUAACGAUGUAAACAAUACUGGGAAUAAUCAAGACAAUCCCGCCAUGCCCCAACCUGCUCAACCCACGUGGGGAACAAAAGUGAACAGGAAAUAUAGACAAUUGCGCAAAACGUUGAAAACUUGCAAGCAUUUCGAAGAUAAUUAUUUUGUUUUGGAACUCAAUAAUGCUCAACAACCUCCACCUCAAAUGUUCUUCAACGAUCAUCACGACCAUGCGAAACCUCAUUCACAAUCUUCCCAAAAACCUCGUCGCAAGAAGGCUUCUCAACAAGCACCUCAAACAUCUAACUCGGCAGAAUCGUCGCCAGACAUGGCUGGAAAAUCCUCCUCAAUUGGUUUAGCAUUGGAGAGCUGUACAGCUCCAUCUCACUCAACAACAACUCCACUGACACAACCAACAAAAAAGGCUCCUCUCACGUCUGUGCCUUAUCAAGGUCAAGUGCAAAUGAUGGGGGAAUUUAGUGUUGCCAGACCUGGAGAGGAUGAGGUGGUACCUCUUUCCAUUAUUAACAGAUCUGAAGAGAUGGAACAACGAAACAUGAUGAGAACUCCAAAUAGUAGCACCUCAGGCUCCUCGAACGAUAAAUCCCAUACAGGUCUUGUCACACGAAAUACAGACACUACCAAGAAAAGAAAAACUAAGGACGGAGUAAGCAAAAAUGAACCCGUAAAGAAAAAGUGUUGCAAAAAAACUUCAGUCGAUGUACACAAUUCCAAUGUCCAAAGUUCCAUGCAGCAGGUGGACGAACAUCCAACCUGUACCAUUAACAUGAUGAAUUGCUCAGGAACAAUCAUUUCCAGUAAUGAGGACAAUGUUCGUUCAUCAAAUUCAACUCUACUCAAUUCUCAGCCUGUCAUUUCAACUAAUCACAUAUUUGGUUCAAGUCACAACAGUCAUUUCCAUAAUGAUGAUGAAUUUAUGAUGGCUAGACCUGAAACCAGUACGGCACCCACGCGCCCAUCUUCCACAACAACCAAAAUCACAGUGAAUCCCAACCACAAUUUCAUUUCAUUCUCAUCAUCUCAACCCUCACCAAGAAUCUUACCAUUUCCUUACCAUUCGUCGUCGAGUUCGACAAGCCCUCUUCCUUCUUCUUCGGUUACUCUUCCAACCAUGACUGAACUUCCUCCUUUCAUAACUGAACUCACCAAUUCAAUUCCUGCAACUUCAGAAAAUAAGCUUCCAAGUCUCAAUAGUAUUGAUAGCUUUUUUAAGGCGGAUCUAACGGAUGAAUCCAUACUCCGAACGUCAAGAAGCAGUCAAGAACGAUUACUACAACGAAACAGUUCUACAAUUUCUGACUUUCUUCGCUUGGAAGAUAUACCAAUGACCAACGUAUCGUCAAACAGCUCUCUUGCUUUGGAAUCGAAAGAUGACGGAAAAAUAUUGGUAGAAUCUAAGCAAGCAAUGCCACUUCAACAAAACAGUGUCAACAGCGCCCACUCAGGAUUCGAACACUCUUCUUCGAACUGUCUUUUGAAGAGAAAUCCAUCAGGGGGUCUUCCAAGAAGUAUGAGCCAUGGAAGUCUUUCUCUGCUUGAUACAUCAGCCGAUGACGACGACGAGGAUUCUGAAAGCAAAAACGAAGCAGCAGACGACAGAAGUAGUAGUCACUUUUCCAGAUCGACCUCUUCUGAUUCCAUGAGACAAAUUCCAAGCUUGACCGUUCUGCAACCUUUUGAUCUCCACGAAAUGCAAUCCAUUGAAACGGUAAACACUAGUACCUCCAAACUAACUGAGCCAAUCACUACAACUGCAGCAAUUUCUCCUUCACUAACAAAAGAAGUAGUCAUUGAGCGAGAUAAGAUUCUUGUGAAGAGUCCUUUCAUUACGCCUCUGAACUCUGUUCUAUACAAGAACAUCUCUGUGAGUAAUAUGGAUCUUGUGAAAAUGGAUGUACCCAGCGUUGAGACGUUUAAAAAACCAGAGGUGGUAUCUCCAGAAAAAGAUCAUUCUCAUUGGCUGCAGCAAAUUCACAUGUUGCCCUCAAACGACUCUUUAACUCGUAUACCGAGUAUUGAUUUUGAAAUUGGACCAGGUGAAAAGAAAUAA